Acaulospora morrowiae is the source of this 228-nucleotide messenger RNA. The record is from the annotation of a GenBank genome assembly. Lineage: Eukaryota; Fungi; Glomeromycota; Glomeromycetes; Diversisporales; Acaulosporaceae.
AUGACCAUGAGAAGACAAAGUUCCAGUUUUUUUGAGUUUGGUUACAUAGCGAUAGACAGUAGAAAGCAGUAUAUGAGUUAUUGCGGCUAUUUUUUUUUGGUUCAUGAACUUUUAUUGUCCAAAGUUGCCUUACGAUUGCUCGCUGAUUUACAAGUCUCAAUUGAAGUGACAUAUGCCCAAUUUGUGAGAAAAAUACGUGUAAUAGAAGUAGGCUCCAAUAUUGUAUAA